Molecule: messenger RNA, 1379 nt
Organism: Cuculus canorus (common cuckoo)
Lineage: Eukaryota; Metazoa; Chordata; Aves; Cuculiformes; Cuculidae
Exons: 2
Coding region: 419-1336 (305 amino acids)
Source: RefSeq, a predicted model, not a curated record
AGGUCCUUCACCCCAUGAUGGGGACAGGAACGUCCCUGAGGUCCUUCACUCCAUGAUGGGGACAGGAAUGUCCCUGAGGUCCUUCACCCCAUGAUGGGGACAGGAACGUCCCUGAGGUCCUUCACCCCAUGAUGGGGACAGGAACGUCCCUGAGGUCCUUCACUCCAUGAUGGGGACAGGAAUGUCCCUGAGGUCCUUCACCCCAUGAUGGGGACAGGAACGUCCCUGAGGUCCUUCACCCCAUGAUGGGGACAGGAAUGUCCCUGAGGUCCUUCACCCCAUGAUGGGGACAGGAACGUCCCUGAGGUCCUUCACCCCAUGAUGGGGACGGGAAAAAGCACCUUUUUCCCUCUCAUUCCUCACUUUUUUCCUCAGAAAUGGCCUUUUUCUCUCUCAAAUCUUCGUUUUCUGGAAAAAAAUGAAUUAUUUUCUCAAAAAACCCUUUUUUCCCCUCGAAAACCACUGCAAACUUCUAUUUUUAUCAAAUAAAUCCUUCAUUUCCCCUCAAAACUCCCCUUUUUUCUAUCAAAACCCCUCUUUUUCCUCCCCAAAAGCACUUUUUUUCCCCCAUAACUCUUCACUUUUUUCCAGUUCCUCAAAUUUUCCCUCUAAUUUCUCACUUUUUCUCAGAAAUGGCCUUUUUGUCCCUCAAAUCUCUUUGUUUCCUGGAAAAAAAAUGAAUUCUUUUCUCAAAAACGCUCUUUUUCCCUCAGGAAAUCGCUGCAAACUCCAAUUUUUAUCAAAUAAAUCCUUUUCUUCCCCUCAAAACCCCAUUUUUUCCCUCAGAAAUUGCUGCAAACUCCAAUUUUUAUCAAAUAAAUCCUUUAUUUCCUCUCAAAAUCCCUCUUUUUCCCUCAGAAAUCGCUACAAACUCCAAUUUUUAUCAAAUAAAUCCUUUUCUUCCUCUCAAAACCCCAUUUUUUCCCUCAGAAAUUGCUGCAAACUCCAAUUUUUAUCAAAUAAAUCCUUUUCUUCCCCUCAAAACCCCAUUUUUUCCCUCAGAAAUCGCUGCAAACUCCAAUUUUUAUCAAAUAAAUCCUUUAUUUCCCCUCAAAACCCCUUUUUUCCGCCCUUUUUCCUCCCCAAAAGCACUUUUUUUCCCCUCAAUUUUCUCCUCUCCUCCCUUCUUUUCUCAAAAAUGACUUUUUUUUCCCCUCGAAUGUCUUUGUUUUCUGUAAAAAUGAAGUAUUUCCUCAAAGUCCCUUUGGUUUCCCUCCAAAUUCAUCCCCGGAAGUUCCGGGAGCGCCGCUGCCAAUGGGGGGGAACCCAACGAUCCGGGGGAGCGCUCCAAGGUGGGAGGGGGGGAACCCAAAGGGUGACGGAACCCAAGGAUUGAUGGAUCCGAAGGUUUGAGGUGAUGGAACCCAAGGUUUGGGGUG